Oncorhynchus nerka (sockeye salmon) is the source of this 6917-nucleotide messenger RNA. RefSeq names its product mitogen-activated protein kinase 8-like. The transcript is spliced from 12 exons. Gene Ontology annotation, cellular component: nucleus; cytoplasm. Bases 244 to 1560 code for a protein of 438 amino acids. Gene Ontology annotation, biological process: JNK cascade; protein phosphorylation. Gene Ontology annotation, molecular function: JUN kinase activity; ATP binding. NCBI's taxonomy places the organism in Eukaryota, Metazoa, Chordata, Actinopteri, Salmoniformes, Salmonidae. The record is from RefSeq and is a predicted model, not a curated record.
CAUAUGUCUUCUGCAGUGCGCGCACAGCCUGGCAAUGCAGAGAGAGUAGUGCAUUCGGGGAGGUCAUGUUUGAAGCUGGACAACAUAAUAGCGAAAUUUGUAUUAUCCUUAAAAAUAAACUGAAUUCAUCGUCAAGGACGCGGACUAUUGUGGAGAAUCGAGGAGUGAUCAUUCUGUAAUUUGUUGACGGAGUCCAGAGAGCAUAGUUUGGAUGCCCAGAAAGCAGCUCCUCAAGGUUUCAUCAUGAAUAAAAACAAGCAAGGAGAAGAGAGGGAGCUCUACAGUUUAGAUGUCGGAGAUUCCACCUUCACUGUUCUGAAAUGCUACCAGAAUCUAAGGCCCAUCGGCUCAGGAGCACAGGGAAUCGUCUGUUCAGCGUAUGACCACAACCUUGAGAGAAAUGUGGCUAUUAAGAAGUUAAGUCGGCCAUUCCAGAACCAAACGCAUGCCAAGAGAGCGUACAGAGAACUGGUGUUAAUGAAAUGUGUCAAUCACAAAAAUAUCAUUGGCCUAAUAAAUGUAUUCAGCCCACAAAAAUCAUUAGAAGAAUUUGCAGACGUAUACAUUGUGAUGGAGCUAAUGGAUGCCAACUUGUGCCAGGUGAUUCAGAUGGAGCUGGAUCAUGAGAGGUUGUCCUACCUGCUCUACCAGAUGCUGUGUGGCAUCAAACACCUCCACGCUGCCGGCAUCAUACACAGGGAUCUAAAGCCCAGUAACAUUGUCGUGAAGUCAGACUGUACGUUGAAGAUCUUGGACUUUGGCUUGGCUCGGACGGCGGCUACAGGUCUGCUGAUGACCCCCUACGUAGUGACCAGAUACUACAGAGCACCAGAGGUCAUACUGGGGAUGGGCUACCAGGCCAACGUGGACAUAUGGUCUGUGGGAUGUAUUCUGGCAGAAAUGAUCCGCCACAAAAUCCUGUUCCCAGGAAGGGACUACAUUGACCAGUGGAACAAGGUGAUAGAGCAGCUUGGGACUCCGCCACAGGAGUUCCUGAUGAAGCUCAACCAAUCAGUGAGGACGUACGUAGAGAACAGGCCGCGUUACGCAGGAUACAGCUUUGACAAACUCUUCCCUGACGUCCUCUUCCCUGCAGACUCAGAGCACAACAAACUGAAAGCAAGCCAGGCCAGAGACCUGCUGUCUAAGAUGUUGGUGAUCGACUCGUCUAAGAGGAUCUCUGUGGAGGAGGCCCUGAAACACCCCUAUAUCAACGUGUGGUACGACCCAGCAGAAGUGGAGGCGCCCCCUCCGAAGAUCACAGACAAGCAGCUGGAUGAGCGAGAGCAUACGGUGGAGGAGUGGAAAGACCUGAUCUGGAAGGAGGUGUAUGAGUGGGACGAUUGGACCAAGCAGAAUGGCGUGAUCAGAGGACAACCUCUUUUAGGUGCAGCAGUGAUUGACAGCUCCCCUCAGCACCCCUCGUCCUCCUCCUCAGGCAAUGACGUAUCCUCCAUGUCGACUGACCCCAGUGACCCUAGUGAACCCACCAUGACCUCUGACACGGACAGCAGCCUGGACAGCCACACCUCUCUGGGAGCACUGGCCUGCUGCAGAUAACAUGCACACACACACACACUUCUGUCACAGUAUAUAGUUUAAAACACUUAAAGGGGCAAUCUGCGAUGGCUACAUUUUUUUCCUGCCUUUUUUAUUGAAUGAUAUAUACCAAUUGAUUCUUGAAGAAUAUAAUAUAUAAAUGCUUUUACUCCAUUGUUUGUAAACAAACUCUGUAUAGUCUCAAAACAUGAUUACAUUGUGUUUCCUCCAUUGUUUGUAAACAAUGCAAUUGUAAACAAACACUGUGUAUAGCCUCAAAACAUGGUUAAAAUUAUACUUUUGAUACUGUAUCAUGGAUGGUCAGUCCUUGCAUCCAUAGCUUUGUUUAUGAAUUUCUCUAGCCCCAACCCUAAGUUGCUUACCAAAAACAGUGGUGGGGUGACUGCUUUAUUGUCGUUUAAACUGCAGAUUGCCCCUUUAAGAGUCCGUAAUAAAAUAAUGUUUUUAUUUAUUUUGUAAAUGCACAGCUUUCAUUUGCUAUGUCCCCUAUAUCAGGCAUUGCCGAUUGUGUACAUGCUGUAAAUUACUAUAUUUAUUUAUUUUCUUGUGUCAGCUUCUGUCCCACCAAGCUGUGUAUGUCUAUGCUGUAAAUGAUAGUGGUUCAAAUCUCACAGUGGAUGGAACUUUUCCCCCUUUUCCCUAUAAGAAAGUGUUUUCUUACAAACACAUAUUUAUUUUCUAUUAUAAACUGGGUUGUUCGAGCCCUGAAUGCUGAUUGACUGACAGCUUUGUUAUAUGAGACCGUAUACCACAGGUAUGACAAAACAUUUAUUUUGCAUUAAAUUAAACCAUUAAAUCACCUGGCCCAAAUAUCUUUGUCACUUAGCCAUCUUUGUUGCUUUGUUUCUUCAACCAGUGGCCCAUCCCACUUGGCUCUAACCCUUCAAUGUUUGCAGAUCUUUAGGUUUUGGAUAGGUAUGUACAGGUCUGCAAACAUCAAAGGGUUGGGGCCAAGGGGAAGGGACAAAGGCUGCUUAUGUUUUAUUGGCGGGGCCAGGAGUCUUUCCUCAGGUCACAGGACCAGGAUAAUCUCCCAGCCCCAUUGAUUUGAUUUAAGUGCUCUUGCAGUUCAGGGAUUUUUGAAAGUCGGGACAAUCCUUGACCGGCAGAUAAACUUUAUUUUUAAUGUUUAUUUUGUUGCAUUAUUUGAUCCUAAAAAUUACAUUUAGGGGAAUUUUAUAAGGGGAAAGAUUUGCUUUUGGAAUUUUCUAAAUAUUACAAAUUUCAAUGUUGGCUCUAUGCCUAGAAAUGUCCUUUUCGGGAGCCAAGGGGGGGCAAUUUCAAACUCUCCAAAAAUGUGUUUAAAAUUCUUAAAACGGCAAUAAUGAAUAUUAACUGAAAAGGGAUCUUAGGUAGUUUUUUGCAUUAGACCUCUGACUUAAAGGAAUAUUUCUCUCAAAACUGUGAUUCCUAAAAUAAAUUGUUAGGAGAUUUGAUGAACUCCGUCAGAUUUGUCUACAAUCAUUAAUUAAUCAAGAAUGAUCCGGGUCAGCUACACCUCAUGGACCUUUUCUUAAUGUCCUCAUUACAUAUAGUGCAACAAAACCACUCAUGGUCUGCAAAGUGAUCUACUUUUGAUAGAUUUAAAGAAACAAUAUUGAAAUCAAAGUCAGUCACAUUUCUGUCUAACGUCAACUCCGUCAGAGUGCUGAAAUAUAUUAUAUAAUGGUUAUAUUUUUAUUGGGAAUUUUCAAAUAAAUAAUUUUCUAUAUUUUACAAAUGUUUGUAUUGAAGUUUUUUUAAAUGCAAAAAUAUGUAUUUUGUUGUCAACUCCAUCAGUGGCUUGUCAUCUUCAUCACUGAUGGCUAACCCCCUUAAGGUUAAUAUUUUGUCAAUAUUCUGAAAAUAUAUACAGCUGAAGUCAGAGGUUUACAUACACCUUAGCCAAAUACAUUUAAACUCAGUUUUUCACAAUUCCUGACAUUUAAUCCUAGUAAAAAUACCCGGUGUUAGGUCAGUUAGGAUCACCUUUAUUUUAAGAAUGUCAGAAUAAUAAUAGUAUAGAGAAUGAUUUAUUUCAGCUUUUAUUUCUUUGAUCCCAUUUCCAGUGGGUCAGAAGUUUUACAUACACUCAAUUAGCAUUUGGUAGCAUUGCUUUUAAAUUGUUUAACAUGAUCAAACGUUUCGGGUAGCCUUCCACAAGCUUCCCAUUAAAAGUUGGGUGCAUUUUGGCCCAUUCCUCCUGACAGAGCUGGUGUAACUGAGUCAGGUUUGUAGGCCUUGCUCACGCACACUUUUUCAGUUCUGCCACAAAUUUACUAUAGGAUUGAGGUCAGGGCUUUGUGAUGGCUAUUCUAAUAUCUUGACUUUGUUGUCCUUUAGCCAUUUUGCCACAACUUUGGAAGUAUGCUUGGGGUCAUUGUCAAUUUGGAAGCCCAAGCUUUAAUUGAUGUCUUGAGAUGUUGCUUCAAUAUAUCCACAUAAUUUUCCUACCUCAUGAUGUCAUCUAUUUUGUGAAGUGCACCAGUCCCUCCUGCAGCAAAGCACCCCUACAACAUGAUGUUGCCACCCCCCAUGCUUCAUGGUUGUGAUGGUGUUCUUCGACUUGCAAGCCUACCACUUUUUCCUCCAAACAUAACGAUGGUCAUUAUGGCCAAACAGUUCUAUUUUUGUUUCAUCAGACCAGAGGACAUUUCUCCAAAAAGUACGAUCUUUGUCCCCAUGUGCAGUUCCAAAUCGUAAUUUGGCUUUUCAUGGCAGUUUUGGAGCAGUGGCUUCUUCUUUGCUGAGCGGCCUUUCAGGUUAUGUCAAUAUAGGACUCGUUUUACUGUGGAUAGAGAUGCAUUUUGUCCUCCAGCAUCUUCACAGGGUCUUUUGCUGUUGCUCUGGGAUUGAUUUGCACUUUUCGCAACAAAGUACGUUCAUCUCUAGGAGACAGAACACGUCUCCUUCCUGAGCGGUAUGACGGAUGCGUGGUCCCAUGGUGUUUAUACUUGCGUACUAUUGUUUGUACAGAUGAACGUGGUACCUUCAGGCAUUUGGAAAUUGCUCCCAAGGAUGAACCAGACUUCUGGAGGUCUACAAAUGUUUUGUUCUGAGGUUUUGGCUGAUUUCUUUUGAUUUUCCCAUGAUGUCAAGCAAAGAGGCACUGAGUUUGAAGGUAGGCCUUGAAAUACAUCACAGUACACCUCCAAUUGACUCAAAUGAUGUCAAUUAGCCUAUCAGAAGCUUCUAUAGCCAUAACAUCAUUUUCUGGAAUUUUCCAAGCUGUUUAAAGGCACAGUCAACAUAGUGUAUGUAAACUUCUGACCCACUGGGAUUGUGAUACAGGGAAUUAUAAUUGAAAUAAUCUGUCUGUAAACAAUUGUUGGAAAAUAACAUGUGUCAUGCACAAAGUAGAUGUCCUAACCGACUUGCCAAAACUAUAGUUUGUUAACAAGAAAUUUGUGGAGUAGUUGAAAAACAAGUUUUAAUGACUCCAACCUAAGUGUAUGUAAACGUCCGACUUCAACUGUAUAUAUCACUGUUCUGCAACAUAUGGUUAAACUAUUGAGAUAUUUGUUGUGCUAGAUCUAAAGGAUAAUGUUUACUUUUUAAAUGUUGUUUUAUAUUCUGAAUCAAGAAAAACAUACUAACAAAAUUUUCCCUGGAGCAUUAUACAGUAUGGUGCUAUAAAAUAAGUUAAAAAUAAGUUUAAAUUACAUAUUUAUAUAAUCUACUGUUAGAAUUAAACAAUCAAUACUUUUAAACACUUGAACAAUACAUGUCAAAAUUAAAUGGUUUUUAUGGUGUCUGACGGGGUUGACAAUCCAGUUAGUUGCAUUUUAUGAUUUUGUUUUUGUUGAAUUAUGAGGUUUUUCCUUUACAUGGUGUGAUGACUGAUACUUUAAAGUUUUAUUAGCCAUAUGUACAGGAUACACAUGGUAUACACCAUCCAAUGAAAUACUUAGGUUUUUUCUUUACAAUGCAACAACAAUUAGAAAUAAUAAAAUAUUGGAAUACGAACAUAAAGUAAAUGUCUCAGUAGAAUACAAUAAACAUUUGAGCAUAAGUAUAAAACAGGAUGGCACAAUUUAUAGUCCAAUAUUUACAUGUGUUAUGGGGGAUCAAGUGUUUCAAUUGUGAAGUAUUUAGCAAUCAUAUUAAGUCUGGUAGCAGUUGUGAUGUGUGUGAGUAUAUCUGUGUGGGUGUGUGCUGAAAUGCAGAGAGUCAGUGAAGGUGGUCAGUCCAGUUCAAGUGUUGAGCAGUCAGCAGCUGGCUUGUAGAUAGAAACUGUCUCUGAGCCUUUUGGUAUUAGACAUCAUGCUCCGAUACCAUCUGCCCGACGGUAAGGGAGUGAACAGCUCGUGGCUGGGGUGUGUGGGGUCCUUGAGGAUGAUGCUGCAGGCCUUCCUCAGGCACCGUUUUGAGUAGAUGUCCUGGAUGGGUGGCAGCACGGUCCCAGUAAUGUACUGGGCCGUCCUCACCACUUGCUGGAAAGCCUUGCAGUCGUGGACGGCGCAAUUCCCAUACCAGGCCUUGAUGCAACCAGUCAGGACGGUAUUUGAAAAUAUAUAUUUCAAAUGUUGUUAAUAUUAAGACAAAUAUUUGUGAAAAGAAAUUUGAGAUUGUCCCAUCCCUUAAGAAUCCCUGAGUUCUGUUUUUAACCCCUCUAUAUUUAUCUCUAGAGUAGAGGCACUCAAGUGUUUAGUUAGCUUAGUUAGCGUCAGCUCCUCUCUCUGUGAUGUCUCUGUUAGAGGACUUGGUUUUUAUUAACUACCUCACCGAUAUGAGUUUCUGAAUGACAUAACAGUCCACAGCAUAUGGUCUAAAAAAAAGUAUGUGAAAGUUUUUUUUAAAGUUUUUUUUUUAAAUGUACCAUUGUCAAUGUUAGAAGACUGCUAGAGUUGUAUGUAAUGUAUAUUUAAUUCACAAGUACUAUGUCUUUUCAUUUCUCUAUUUUUUUGUAAUAUGAUUUGUAGACCAUAGAGUAGGUAAUGAGUGGUUGAUUUGUAUGUUAGAUGGAUGUUCCCCAGGGGAUUGAAAAGGUUUGCUGCUCGACAUUUUUUCCUUUUUUUGGAUUAAAAUGUAUUUGAUGGCUCCUCGCCGUUCAAUCCCUAUAGGUCCUGUUUAUGUUUGGAACUGGACCCAUUCCCUGGCUGUGGUCAGGCCUAUCGCACACCAGAAACAAGGCUGCAUUCAGGAGGAUACAACAUUGUGGAACGUGCAAAUAGAUAUGGGAGCAUCUCAGUUCUUAUUCAUGGAAUCAAUAUAGUACGUUUCACACUCUUGAACGCAACCCAGGUUUCGUGGUGUUUUCCACAAAGGCCGGUUAUGUAAAUGUUAGCCUUUUGAUCUGGAGAAGGUCUUACUACAGACCCACAGUAAUGUACACACUGGAAAUGGUCGGUCAAUGUCAACCUUCAACUUCUGCAAAU